Molecule: messenger RNA, 3615 nt
Organism: Biomphalaria glabrata
Lineage: Eukaryota; Metazoa; Mollusca; Gastropoda; Planorbidae
Product: dynein axonemal intermediate chain 3-like
Exons: 23
Coding region: 197-3016 (939 amino acids)
Biological process (GO): inner dynein arm assembly; cilium movement involved in cell motility
Cellular component (GO): inner dynein arm
Molecular function (GO): dynein light chain binding; dynein heavy chain binding
Source: RefSeq, a predicted model, not a curated record
UUGGAUACCAUUGCCAUUACUUCCGGACUUUCACAUUCAAAUAGACAUUUGAAACGAAAAAUACCAAACCAUGAUGAUCAUUGACAUCAUUAGAUCUAGAUCUAGAAUUUAGGUCCAUCUAUAUUUUACUAAUUUAGAGUCUAAAUUUCAUAAAAAAAACAACUUGUGAUACAGUUAUUUGAUUUCUAUUGUAAUCAUGGCUGAAAGUGAAAAUACAGAAACACAAAAAACAGAUUUGGUAGGUGAAGAUAAAAAUGUCAAUGGAAAUAUGGAGAAAGAAAUGACUCAAGUUGAAGAUAAGGAAGAGGACAGUAGUCAGCGUGAAAAAAACAUCUCAGCCAAUGCUGAUUCACCUCCAGAAACUGAUAAAAAAGAAAAGAAAGUCGUAAAAACUAAAGUCAAAGGUAAACCAUCUAAAGAUGAUAUUCAAGUGGAACAAACUCAGCCAGUCGCUGAAUCAACUGAAGCUAAUGCACUGCCUGAGAAUGUCUUCCCUCUGUUCAUGACCUCCAAGACUCAGGAGAUAUACAACUGCAAGUGUGAUGAGGAUGUCACCAUUGAGAACCCAUUUAUAAUGAUUCCCAAAGCUGACAUUUUGGAAGAUAUGAGAAUGAGAGCAGCUGUUUGUGACUUUCAUCCUUUUAAACAGGAAAUCUUGGACUAUCCUGGGGAGGAUAUACUCAUUAUGUAUGAUUAUGAAUUCAAAUAUGGACAGAAUUUUGUUGUUGCACUUACAGAGGAAGCUAAAGAGUUGUUAUUGAAGUCAACAGAGGAAGAUAAGACAGAAGCAGACAGUCAGGCUGCUGAAGAGGAGGAUGACACUGUGUACCUAUAUGUACCACCAGAGUCUAAGGAGUGGGUGUCGCAAGGGAGUGAAAAAGAAAUAGAUGAAGGAAUAUUAAAAGAAGGAAGAAGAAAGUUGAAAGUUUCAGUGAAACGAAUAAGAAAGGAAUUUGGUGCAGCUGUUACAUUUGAAGAUAGAAAUGUCAGCGAUGCUAAAGAUGGUAGUGUUGAUUGUCCUUCUUCUGAAGAUCGUAGUUUUGCUGUAGCUCGCAUUGAGUUGGACAAAGGUACUCAGGCUAUCCAUGAAGUGACCUCUGAAGGUGUACAGACAAACUGGACCUACCCAAGGACAGCCACUGUACAGACAUAUCCUAGAGAGUUUACAGAGCAAGAAAAAUUAGAAUUGUAUGACUCUGCAUCCUGCAAACAGUUUGUUUUCUCUGCUGAAUACAAUUUUCACCUGGCCCUACAGCAGAAUGAGAUCACCAGUGUCUUCUAUAUAGACUGGCACCAUCUGGGAGAUAGUGAUGAUACAUUUGGAAGCAAAGCUGACAACCAUAUGAAGGAGUAUCAGUCUUUCACAGACCUACAGUUUAGCAAAGAUAAAGUCAUUACUUGCAUACAAUGGCAUCCAGUUAUCAAAGGUGUUGUGGCAACAGCUGUUGCUGAAAAGCUGUCCUUUGACGAACGCAUUGACCAAUCAGCUAGAGUCAUCAUGACACCGUCUAUAAUCCUGAUUUGGAGUUUCACUGAUCCAAUACACCCUCAGCUUAUAUUGGAAGCUCCAGAUGACAUCUACAGUUUUGCCUUCAAUAACACAAAUCCAAAUUACAUAGCUGGAGGCUGUUACAAUGGGCAAAUAAUUCUUUGGGAUAUUACUAGUCAUGCAGACAGGCUGAAACAGCAACGUGGUAGUAACAGAAAUAAAAAGAGGACUGUUUUGCCAGGGUUUGAAGACCCCAAUGCUCUGAAGACGCCAAUCAUACAUUAUUGUGCAGUAUCCAGCAUUGAUCACAGUCACCGUGCACCAGUUACUGAUAUUCAAUGGCUACCUGAUCAUAUGCAGAUUACAAAAAUGGGAGUUCCUCAAGAAAAUAUUACGAAUGUGUCAACUCAGCUAAUCAGCUGCGCCACUGACAAUGUGGUACUGUUUUGGGAUACCAAACCAUCUAAAGUACAUCAAAUACAGGAUGACAAAACCAAGAUGCCAAUGGGAAUACCUGCAACAUUCAAAUAUUUAGACUUAACUUGGAAGCCUUUACUUCGAGUGACAUUAGCUAAAUCUGAACCAGGGGGAGAUCAUGCACCUAUAAAGUUUUCAAUACAAGAAAAACAGAAGGAAAGACUUACUGUUACUGGAGCCAAAUCAGAAAUGAAAGAUAUUGAUUUAAAUAAAACUGCAAGUACUUCUCAGAAACCAACUUCAGGAAAAGAGAAAACUCUUCAUGGUGUGAAAACAUUUAUGUAUGUUGGAACAGAGGAUGGUGAAGUGGUGUAUGUAGACUGGAUGCCUCAAAAAGAUCAAGACUCUGGUAAAAUUCAAACACCUAAACCAGCAUUCUAUCAUUGUCUUCAUGAUGGACCUAUUGUAUCCAUGGAGAGGUCACCUUUCUUUAAAGAAGUACUUCUCAGUGUUGGAGGUUGGACUUUUGCUUUAUGGAAAGAAGGUGUUUCGAGUGGUCCUAUAUUGUGUCCAGCUGCAUCAAAUGUCCGAUUGUCUUGUGGCAUGUGGUCACCAACCAGGCCAGGCGUUUUCUUUAUUUCUAAAGUAGAUGGAACCAUUGAUGUUUGGGACUUGCUGGACAAAACUCAUGAGCCAACUCUGACUCAAAGUGUUUCACCAACAUCCAUCUCUGCCAUCUAUCCAUACCAAGUCACACAAAAACAACAACUUAUAGCAGUUGGAGAUUACACAGGAACUCUUCAUAUUUUGGAAAUUCCUUGGAGUCUGAGACACCCUACAGCUAAUGAGGUUAAUGCUGUUUCAAAUUACAUUGAGAGAGAAGUGAAGAGAAGAGCGUUUGUGGAGGAGCGCUGGAAUUUUAGGGAAAGAGAAAAAAGAGAACAAGAAGCUGAGGUCAAAAGAAAAAUUGGGAUUGUUGGUGCCAUGGCUCCACUUACAGAAGAGGAAAUUGAAAUGAAACAAAGACUUGAGUAUGACCAAUAUCUAGCUGAGGAGAGUGCAUUUCUCAGACAACUUGGCAUCAUUCAGGAGGAUGAAGUUCUUGUUUGAAUGUUUUAUAAGAAUGUACUCAUUUUAAAAUGUGUAAAUACAUCUCUUUAUCCUUGGUUGUGUAUAUAUAGAGUUUAAAUUUAUAAAAAUAAUUAUCUGACUGGGACAUGUACACUAUUGAACACACAGCAAUGUAUAUUUAUAAGGUACAUUUUUAUUCGAGAAUGUAUUUUUAAUAGAUUUUAAAAUUAAUUGACAAAUUUGUUUAUAUUUGUUUUAAAAUUUAAUUUGAUUUGUUUAAUUUGAUCUCGCUAUAUAUACUAUUUGAAAUAAACAUAAAAUGUCUUUAUAAGAAUACGUUAUUGAAAGAAUUGGAAGGAAGUAACAAUGUAGAGCAAAAUAUAUUUUAAAAACUAGGUUACAGGAAAUGUUUUGAAUCUGAUACAAAUUUUUUUCACCUUUAAAGCAGAUUUCCAUUUUAGUUCUGGCUAUUUUAACUCAGUGAAUUCUCUCUGACUUUUUAUUCCUUACUGAACUAUCAAUUCCGUCCAAAACUUACAGGCACACAAAAUAACAAAAUUGUUUAAAAUGAACAUGUUUUUUUUUUAAUUUCUUCAUUUGAAUUUAUAUAAUAAAAUAAAAAGUAUUACUUGGUUGUU